Vidua macroura (Pin-tailed whydah) is the source of this 891-nucleotide messenger RNA. RefSeq lists its product as uncharacterized. The record is from RefSeq and is a predicted model, not a curated record. The transcript has 6 exons. Lineage: Eukaryota; Metazoa; Chordata; Aves; Passeriformes; Viduidae. The coding region runs from base 190 to 891 and encodes 233 amino acids.
AGCAGGCUCUGAGGUCACAGAGGUGCCAGAGCCCCGUGGCUGCACAGCACCACAAGGACCGAGCAGUCAGUCCUUGAGCACAACUGUUGCGGCAGCAGCAGCGGUGGCAGCAGUGGUGCUGACAUUGGGACAGCGGUGUCAGGACAGCGGUGGCAGCAAGAGCUGGGGACUGGCAGAGGGCAAGGCACCAUGGCCCUUGCUCUGCGCCUCUUCCUCCUGCUCCUCCUGGCCGUGGCCCUGCCUGCCAGGGCUGCCCAGGCUGCUCCGCUGCAAGCGCGGGGAGCAGAUGAGCAUGCUAGGAAGGCUUCUCCAGCAGCUUGGCUCCAUGCAGAUUUCCAGCCUCUUAAGCCUCCUGCAGGUGUGUCUGCAGGGAGGACUUUCCCAGGUCCUCUGGUGGAUGUUGCACACAAGCCCGGCUCCCAUCGCAGGGGUCCCCUGAGAAGGAAGAACAAACCUACAGGAGAGAGGAAGUCCCUGGAGGCAUCCAAACAUCUGGAACAAAUCCUGAGUGAUGUGGAGAGACGUGGUGAUGCAGCCGGCACCUCAACACAUGCUGACAAGACCUGGAAAAGCAUGAGAAGAGUUUUCUGCUGGGGAACACCUUGUUUGGUUAAGUUGAUGGCCACUGUGCUUGGUGUAGCACUGUGCCUGAUGAUUUGCUCUGUUGGAAUCUGGUAUUGCUGGAAGAGAAAAUGGUGCUCCUGCCCAUCUUCAGAAGACAAGCCUAACAACUCCGGCAAAGUGAACUUGACCCGUGUUUCCAGCUCUUCACUUCUGUCCCCAUCUGCCCUGCCGCAGCUGCAGCACCCUCUUGAGCCCUUUCCAAAACUCAUCCCUCCAGAAAACCCUCCGCCCCUGAGCCCCCUGGUCCUGUUCCCCAACUAUAACUAA